GUGGAGGCAGGGGGUGAAAAGCCAGUGAGGAGGUGGAGUCGUGUUCAGAGGGAGGAAGCCCCAGCAGAAGAGCAGGAAAAAAGAGAAAAACCACCAGACACAACAACAUCGGGAGGAGGACGGUGGAUUAACUCUGACAACUGAGGCAAUUCAAAUAAAGAGAAGCGCCGCUGUGAAGAAGGGAGGACAGCAAGAUGAUAACGCCUUAUUUCCUGGAAAAUUUCUGGGGCGAUAAAAAUAAUGGAUUUGAUGUACUGUACCACAACAUGAAACAUGGCCAGAUAUCCAGCAAAGAGCUAUCAGAGUUCAUCAGAGAAAGAGCCACCAUAGAGGAGGCAUAUUCAAGAUCAAUGACCAAACUGGCCAAGACUGCCAGCAACUGCUCUCAACUAGGGACGUUUGCACCGGUGUGGGAUGUGUUUAAACAGUCCACCGAGAAACUGGGAGCGUGUCACAUGGAGCUGGUCCGCAAACUUCAAGAGCUCAUCAAGGAAGUGCAGAAAUAUGUGGAGGAACAAGCCAAAAAUCAUAAGAAGACAAAGGAGGAGGUGGCAUCCACUCUGGAGGCUGUGCAGACCAUCCAAAGUGUGUCUCAGGCCUUACAGAAGAGCAAAGAGAACUACAUCAGCAAAACACUAGAGCAGGAACGCAUGCGCAAAGAGGGGGCCACACAGAGAGACCUGGACAAGGCUGGGUUGAAGGUCAAGAAAGCCACUGAGACCUAUAAGUCAUAUGUGGAGAAAUAUGCCACUGCAAAGACAGAAUUUGAGCAAAGAAUGACAGAAACCGCACAAAAAUUCCAGGGCAUUGAAGAGGAACAUGUUCUGCGUAUACAGGAGAUUAUCCAUUCAUACUGUCAGUCUGUUGAAGAGACGCACAUACAGAUAGGAGAGGUGCAAGAAGAGUUUGUGAAAAACAUGGAGAACACUUCCGUCGAGAGCCUCAUACAGAAACUGGCAGAAAGCAAAGGGACAGGCAAAGAGAGACCAGGGCCCAUUGAAUUUGAGGAAUGUAAUGUCUCAAUCGCCACAGAAGCUGUUAAACCCAGAAAAAGGAAGACCUUUGCCAUACCAGGCAGACGGAGAGAUAAAGACACAGAUUCCACUGAAUCGGCUGAAGUAGAAGCGGCUAACACUUCCAACGGAGCUCCCCCGGGUUUCUACGGUGCUAUAGAUCUUCAUAACGCCAAUGUGCCUCAGCUGGACGAGGAGGGCUUCUGUAUCCGACCAGAAGUCAACGAGAAUGAUGCCAAAGAGAACUCCUUUUAUUCAUCCAGUGACUCAGAAGAUGAAGACGAGCCAAGAAAAUUCCACGUCCAGAUCAAACCCGUGCAGACCAACAACGGCACACACCAGCACAAAGCCACCAUCGACGAGCUGAAGGCCUCUAUUGGAAACAUCACCCUCUCGCCCACCCCUGCUGUUCAUAUGAAGAGAAACCAAUCCAGAAUGACACGGCAACAAACAUUCCCUGCUAUAAAACCAAAGGCAGGUGAUGAACUGGGACGGUCCAAGAUAGCGCAGACAUCCUUUAAUGAUAAUGACCUGCUGUCUUUGGAUCCAUUUGGCCCGACCAGCACUGGCUCCAGCUCCUCGCUACCCCACUCAUCAGACCUGGCUUCUCUCUUCUUAGCAUCUUUCCCUACAUCUCCCCCACUGCAGUUAAAUGAUGAGGUUUUUGAAGAUCCAGAAGUGGAUUUACAGUGGGAGCCCACCUCUCCUUCAGCAGUCAGUCUUGAGAUUACCAAGGCUCCUUCUUUCCCCCUUCCCUCCAAACUGCCGCCUCCUGCUGGUCUUGCCAAGCUGAGCUCCUCGCCAUUCCCUGUUCUCCCCUCUGCUCCCUCCAUCUCUCCUUGGGAGCUUCCUGAAACGGCUGUUGCUUUCCGCCACCCUGGCCCAACUCGAGCAAUGAGUGUGCCUCCAGCCCUACAGUCCACUUCUAAGGACUGUGCUACCCACAAGCCCCCUCUCAGUGCUCCCGCAGCUGGUCCAGACAUGUUUUCUUCUUGGGCCCAGAACCAAUGGAUUGCCUUUCCAUGUCGUGGACCGUCCCAUCAACCAGCGAGGCCUCGUUCAGUGCCCGUGUCUCAACAGCUCAAGGUUUUCUCCAGAGAGCCUGCUGACCCAUUUGGCAGCACUGGGAGAGAGGAGAGCACCCCCACUCUAAAGGAAGCACCAGCCCGACCCAUGCAGGAUGUACCACCUCCAAACAGGCCAACCACUCCCCUGGGCACAGCAACCAUUGUCCCGCCUCCAAGACCAUUAUCACGGCCCAAACUACCUACAGGCAAGCUGACGGGCAUCAAUGAGGCUGGCCGACCGUUCAGCCCUCCUAAGAUAUCCAACUCCAGCCCUCCUCCCGCUGCUCCUCUGGCUCAUGCAGAGAGCUCCUCCUCUCUCAGCUCAAACACUUCCUUGAGCACCAGCAACACACCUACUGUCGAGGAUGAUCUGUUCGUGGGGAAACUGCCCACUUUUGAGAAGAGAUGUGAGACUCCAGCAGGUACAGUGGAAAGAACCCAGAAGAACAUUUUGUUCUAACUUACUAACAGACUCAUGAAUUAUCAUCUGUCCUUGAUCAACCAACUGCAUUGCCCCAUCUGGUAAACCACACCCUGUUCUCAGUCUGUGACUCACCAUUUAAUCUUCAGUGUAUUCUACUUGCCUGUUGUGUUGUGGCUGAUGAGGAUGCAUGGCAGAAAAUUGCUCAAAGAUGUCUUUUCCUUUUUCCUGUUGAUUUUUCAUUGUUUGUCAUUACAAAGGUUUGAAUUGUCUGAAUUGAAUCACAUUCCUCCUACUAUUUUAGAUUCAUACUUAAAUGUCUGUUUUUUAAUGUUUUUU
Messenger RNA from Sinocyclocheilus grahami, 2840 nucleotides. RefSeq names its product F-BAR domain only protein 2-like. The transcript is spliced from 23 exons. Gene Ontology annotation, biological process: clathrin-dependent endocytosis; synaptic vesicle endocytosis; clathrin coat assembly. The record is from RefSeq and is a predicted model, not a curated record. The coding region runs from base 195 to 2540 and encodes 781 amino acids. Gene Ontology annotation, cellular component: cytoplasm; plasma membrane; clathrin-coated pit. NCBI's taxonomy places the organism in Eukaryota, Metazoa, Chordata, Actinopteri, Cypriniformes, Cyprinidae.